Drosophila bipectinata is the source of this 567-nucleotide messenger RNA. RefSeq names its product haematopoietic stem/progenitor cell protein 300 (gene HSPC300). Gene Ontology annotation, molecular function: protein-containing complex binding. The record is from RefSeq and is a predicted model, not a curated record. Gene Ontology annotation, cellular component: SCAR complex. Lineage: Eukaryota; Metazoa; Arthropoda; Insecta; Diptera; Drosophilidae. Gene Ontology annotation, biological process: actin filament organization; regulation of actin polymerization or depolymerization; cell motility.
GCCUUAAUUUUAAUAUCCGGUCACACUUGGACAAAAAUUAAAACUGAUAAACAUUUAAUAAAAUAAAUAUGAGUGGGGCUCACAGAGAGGCGAUUCAAAAACAAAUCCAUCAGGACUGGGCGAAUAGGGAGUACAUCGAGGUCAUAACAGCCAGCAUAAAGCGAAUUACCGACUUUCUUAACUCGUUCGAUAUGUCCUGUCGAUCACGGUUGGCCGUACUAAACGAAAAGCUCACGAUCCUCGAGCGACGCAUAGACUACUUGGAGGCGUGUGUAGCCCAGGGCGAAACAUUAACGUAAAUGCCCUGCCCUUUCUUCUGCCCUCACUCUUACACUAAGCUUUGUAAAUUUAUAAGAUAAUUAAAAAUACUGAUAAAAUAUUGAAUAUUCUUUUGUCUAACCAUGUGAAUUUUCGCCGAAUGCGUUUGCCAUGACACGAAAAUAAUAAUUUGUAAUACAUUGUUUGGUCUUUGAAGGACGGAAUUUCAUGGUUGAGUUAUCAGCCGGCCACUGGUUUCGUUUCAUUGCCCCUUUUAAGAAUUAAUAUAAGUAAUAAUUCAAAAGCAGA